This is a messenger RNA of Ilex paraguariensis (yerba mate), 2019 nucleotides long. The record is from the annotation of a GenBank genome assembly. Lineage: Eukaryota; Viridiplantae; Streptophyta; Magnoliopsida; Aquifoliales; Aquifoliaceae.
AUGAGUGUUGUUGGUUUUGACUUUGGGAAUGAGAGUGGAGUUGUUGCCGUUGCAAGGCAAAGAGGAAUUGAUGUUGUGCUUAAUGAUGAGUCCAAACGUGAGACUCCUGCUGUUGUGUGUUUUGGUGAGAAGCAGAGGUUUCUUGGAACAGCUGGUGCUGCAUCGAGUAUGAUGAAUCCAAAGAAUACGAUUUCUCAGAUUAAGCGGUUGAUUGGCCGCAAGUUUUCAGAUCCUGAGCUGCAAAGGGACCUGAGCGCAUUGCCAUAUUCUGUGUCUGAGGGGCCUGAUGGGUAUCCGCUAAUCCAUGCACGUUACUUAGGAGAAGUGAGGGCAUUUACUCCAACCCAGGUUUUGGGGAUGGUGUUCUCUAACUUGAAGAGUAUUGCUGAGAAGAAUCUGAAUGCAGCAGUUGUCGAUUGUUGUAUUGGGAUACCUGUUUAUUUUACCGAUCUUCAAAGAAGAGCUGUUAUAGAUGCAGCUACAAUUGCGGGCUUGCAUCCCCUUCGUUUAAUGCAUGAAACUACAGCUACUGCCUUGGCAUACGGAAUCUAUAAGACAGAUUUACCUGAGAAUGACCAAUUGAAUGUUGCAUUUGUUGACAUUGGGCAUGCUAGCAUGCAGGUUUGUAUUGUUGGGUUCAAGAAAGGCCAACUGAAGAUAUUGGCACACUCGUUUGACCAAUCUCUUGGUGGAAGAGAUUUUGAUGAAGUUCUGUUCCAUUACUUUGCUGCAAAAUUCAAGGAAGAGUACAAGAUUGAUGUUUUCCAGAAUGCAAGGGCUUGUCUUAGGCUUCGCGCUGCUUGUGAAAAGCUGAAGAAGGUUCUGAGUGCAAAUGCAGAGGCACCUCUAAAUAUAGAGUGCUUGAUGGAGGAAAAAGAUGUCAGGGGUUUCAUCAAGAGGGAGGAAUUUGAACAACUUAUCGUUCCACUUUUGUCACGUGUGACGGAGCCAUUAGAGAAGGCUCUUCUGGAUGCUGGACUUUCAGUUGAGAAUAUUCAUUCCGUGGAAGUUGUUGGUUCCGGUUCUCGUGUUCCUGCUGUUAUCAGGAGACUGACAGAGUUCUUUGGCAAGGAGCCGAGGCGUACCAUGAAUGCCAGUGAGUGUGUUGCCAAAGGUUGCGCACUACAAUGUGCAAUUCUUAGUCCCACAUUUAAAGUGCGUGAGUUCCAGGUUGAGGCUCCAAAGAAAAAGGUGAAGAAAACAAACAUACCUGUAGCAGAGUUUGUUUAUGGAGGAAUGGCAAAUGCAGAUGUGCAAAAAGCAGUGGAGAAGGAGUUUGAAAUGGCUUUGCAGGACCGUGUUAUGGAAGAAACCAAGGAUAAGAAGAAUGCUGUGGAGGCCUAUGUUUAUGACAUGAGAAACAAGCUUCACGACAAAUAUCAAGAGUUUGUUUUGGAGUCAGAGAGAGGAGAGUUUAUUGCUAAACUUCAGGAGGUUGAGGACUGGUUAUAUGAAGAUGGUGAGGAUGAAACCAAAGGUGUCUAUAUUGCCAAGCUUGAGGAGCUGAAGAAGCAAGGUGAUCCCAUUGAGGAGCGCUACAAGGAGCACAUGGAGAGGGGAUCGGUGAUUGAUCAAGUUGUCUACUGCAUCAACAGUUACAGAGAAGCUGCAAUGUCGACUGAUCCUAAGUUUGAUCACAUCGACUUAGCAGAGAAACAGAAGGUUCUAAAUGAGUGUGCAGAAGCUGAGGCUUGGCUGAGAGAGAAAAAACAACUGCAAGACUCGCUUCCAAAACAUGCUCCGCCAAUUCUCUUGUCAGCUGACGUGAGAAGGAAAGCUGAAGCCGUUGAUAGGUUCUGCAGGCCAAUAAUGACGAAACCAAAGCCAGCGAAGCCUGUAACUCCUGAGAUGUCGUCACCAUCGCCUCCAGAAGGAAGUGAACCGCAGCCUCAGGGUGCCGAGAAUGGCAACCUCCAGACCAAUGCUGAUGAGGGGGCUGCAGCUGGAGGUGAAGUACCUCCAGCUGCCGCUGAGUCGAUGGAAACAGACAAGCCCGAGACCACACCAAGUGCUCCAUAA